UGGCGGCGCCUGUUGCGCACCGGAGCGGCGCGGGGUUCCGGUCCCAUGACCCCCAUUUCCCAGCAGCCCCUGCGGCGCGCUCUCCCUUCUCUUCCGGCCCGGCGGCGGUGCCAGUGGUGCGACCAUGGCCAAGUCGAAGAACCACACCACGCACAACCAGUCCCGUAAGUGGCACAGAAAUGGCAUCAAGAAACCCAGAUCCCAUAGAUAUGAAUCUCUCAAAGGGGUUGAUCCCAAGUUUCUGAGGAACAUGAGAUUUGCAAAGAAACACAACAAAAAGGGGCUGAAGAAGAUGCAGGCCAACAAUGCCAAGCAGGCUGCUCAGCAGAAAAAGGACUGAUGUGGUUUAAGACAACAGAACCAGUUUUCCUAUUGGCAUGCAUGUCACAGCAUUUUUAUAAAAAUAAAAUUGGACAUAACAAAGUC
This is a messenger RNA of Harpia harpyja (harpy eagle), 426 nucleotides long. It is a transcript of the gene RPL29, whose product is annotated as ribosomal protein L29. NCBI's taxonomy places the organism in Eukaryota, Metazoa, Chordata, Aves, Accipitriformes, Accipitridae. Gene Ontology annotation, cellular component: ribosome; cytosolic large ribosomal subunit. Gene Ontology annotation, biological process: cytoplasmic translation. The record is from RefSeq and is a predicted model, not a curated record. The transcript is spliced from 4 exons. Bases 125 to 340 code for a protein of 71 amino acids. Gene Ontology annotation, molecular function: structural constituent of ribosome.